AUGUGUGAGGAUGACCUGCAGGAGAAGAUUAAUCUAACGAUCUUGAACCUAAUGGAGGAUGAAAUUAAUACGAUCGAAUUACUAGUUAUAAGGGAUCAGUUCAGGCCUUGUACGGGAAUGGUCGCAGGUGGAAUGUUAUACUUCUUUGAAGGAGACCCCCAUUUCAUAUCCAUCAAAAGCGUGUGCUUCUAUCCCCAUGAAUCCACGUCCAUGUGGCUUAUAGACCAAAGGUGCGUGAAAGAAGAGUUUCCAGAGACGUCAAAGAUCCGCGUGAUAUCCCUUUUAUGCUAUGUACUUACUCUGUUGGCGUAUCUUUACGUUAAAAAACUAAGGAAUGUCCUGGGCAAGUCCCUUAUAUCCUGCUUUUUCUGCAAGAUCGCAGUGUUUCUUAUCGACAUACUCGAUUCAUUGAGUCUAGUUGACCGAAUUUGUGCUUUAGCAGGUUAUAUUAAAUAUUUCAGCUUAAUGGCAUCCUAUAUUUGGUUUUCUGUCAUUAGCUAUCAUUUAUGGAAUACAUUAACAUCUAUGAGACGGGUCGAACCUCGUAAUCAGUUUCUUCGUUACAGCGCCAUUGCAUGGGGCAUAGCUGCUAUCCCCCCAGGAGUAAUUUAUGUGAUUAAUCAGGUUUUUGAGGAGCAUAACCAUCUCAACUGGAUGCCCGUUGUCGGUUUUAGUAACUGCUUUGUAAAUUUCGGACAAUCCUUUUAUCUUUAUCACAACGGACCUCUGAUGGUUUUGGGUGCCUUUAACGUGGUUCAGACAAUCCGGACGGUCGUUAGCAUGCGAAAAGUGAAGAGCGAACUGAAAAAGUUUGACCGCAAUGCGGAGAACACAAUCUGCUGCAACUUCGCCAUUCAAAAAAACCUUAUGUUUUUUCGGAUCUGUUUCAUCAUGGGCUUGUUUUGGAUUCUGGAUACUAUUUAUAUUUUGAAUGCCAUUUUUAUAAGCAGUAUUUUGAAGGCGCUUGCUGUUGUUGUACUUUAUUUCAAAACCAGUUCAGGAGUUUUCUUUUUUCUGCUGCUUGUUUUCAAGAGCAGCACCUUAAAGCUGCUAAUGGAUGAAUUUCGUAAAGGACGAUAG
This is a messenger RNA of Drosophila biarmipes, 1080 nucleotides long. RefSeq names its product probable G-protein coupled receptor Mth-like 7. Gene Ontology annotation, cellular component: membrane. The transcript has 7 exons. Gene Ontology annotation, molecular function: G protein-coupled receptor activity. NCBI's taxonomy places the organism in Eukaryota, Metazoa, Arthropoda, Insecta, Diptera, Drosophilidae. Gene Ontology annotation, biological process: G protein-coupled receptor signaling pathway; cell surface receptor signaling pathway. The record is from RefSeq and is a predicted model, not a curated record. The coding region runs from base 1 to 1080 and encodes 359 amino acids.